UUGUAUCAGAAACUUUAUUGACACCGAUUUUUGGACAAACAACAGUGUGUCCUUCAGUCCAGGUUGUUUUUGAUGCCCUUCUGAAACCAAGAAUCGGAGUCGGUUUGAAAGGAAAGCGUUCUUUUGUGGACCAUGGCGGCGAAGAUUUUCCCUCUCAUCAAACUGGCCACGAAGGUGACUAUCGCAGGAGGGGCUCUUUACGUCGCCUAUGAUUCCGGGCUCCUGGGCACCAGCGAGCAGGGCUCCGAAGCUUUGGGGCGGGCCCGAUCGGCCAUACCACCCGCUUUGGAGGAGUGGAUGAAGUAUUUUGGCUUGCAGGCUCAACUUCCAGCAGUACCCAAAGUUGAAUUCUCUCCGGUCCAAGCUUGGAAUUCUGGGGUGAGAACGUCCAUUUCAGCUCUGUCGGAGGCGCCAAGAAAAGCAAGCGAAUAUUCCACUCGGGGCUUGCAAUAUGUUAAAGACCUAACCAAGUGAACAGUAACACAUCCAAGCGUCUUUAUCACUAAGUUUGCACGUGACGGACUUGUUCUAAAGAGUUGCAGCCUGUUGAGCAGGGGUGGGGAAGAUUCUACCAUGCACACAGUCAUGCAAUUCUAAAUAAGAUAAUUUAUUUAG
Molecule: messenger RNA, 615 nt
Organism: Syngnathus typhle (broad-nosed pipefish)
Lineage: Eukaryota; Metazoa; Chordata; Actinopteri; Syngnathiformes; Syngnathidae
Gene: micos13
Product: mitochondrial contact site and cristae organizing system subunit 13
Exons: 4
Coding region: 133-474 (113 amino acids)
Biological process (GO): cristae formation
Cellular component (GO): MICOS complex; mitochondrial crista junction
Source: RefSeq, a predicted model, not a curated record